Rotaria socialis is the source of this 7446-nucleotide messenger RNA. The record is from the annotation of a GenBank genome assembly. Lineage: Eukaryota; Metazoa; Rotifera; Eurotatoria; Philodinida; Philodinidae.
AUGGACACAGGUGAUUCAACAAAUCAGAGGCGAAGUCUAUUGAGAAGCAAAUCAUCCAAAUUAAAAAUCGAUGAUGUAUUUCAUUUUUUAAUAGAAGCAAAAGAAAAAGAAAUAAUUUUAUUUCAGGUGCCGGAAAAUGAUCUACAAUCAUCAUCAGAAAAAAAGAAAAUAAAACAAGCACCGGCAAUAUCAUCUACAAAAAGGAAUCAUCGAAAAACUACUAAUUAUACAAAACGAAAAAGCAAUCAAUCAAAAACAAGCGAUGACAGUGGAAAAACACAAAUGCAUACAGGAUUGAAUGGGAACUAUUGGAAUAUUACUCCAGGUAAUCGUCAUAUUAAUCAACUUACAUUCAAUCAAAGUCAUCACGAUCGAGAUGAUGAUUCGUUAUCGAAAUCGGAAAGUGUAACUCAUAGGAAAAACCAAAAACGAUUAGUUUCAACCUCUUUAUCAUCAUCAUCAUCAUCAUCAUCAUCAUCUAUUUCUUCAAUUGAUCUUCAGACGACACGUCUUUAUUCAAAUAAAACUUUUAUAACAUGUCGAAGCCCUGUUGACUCAUUUUUUCUCUGUCAAGUUCUUCAAGAUGUGCACCAUCAUACAAAACAAAUUCGUAUUCGAUGGUGUUCAUUAGUUGAUGGCGAUGAAAAUGAAACUGAAAUUGAUGAAAAUACACGUUUCAAACUUGAUUAUGAAGAUAAACUUGAUCCACAUACAAUUCUUACUGAAAUUUCACAUGUUAUUCGUCAUGCUGAUAAAACUAUAUCAUUAACAAAACAAGAUAUUAUCGAAACAAAUAUGUUAUUGAAGAAAUCAAUCAAAGGUGAAUCGAUGGAUAUAACGAGAGAUAAUAAUCGAAAACAACCGACAAGAAAACGAAGAAAAAUCACCAGUGAUGAAGCUGCUCCUGUACGAAAACGACGACGAACCAAAGAUAUUGAUGAAGUGGCCGAAGGAGAAAAAAAAGUAGUUAAACAAAAGCCAGCAUCAAAGAAAACAAGUUUGUCUGAUUCUAAAUCUUUUACCGGAUGUUCAAUGUCAUAUUUUUCAGCAGGAAAACCUGUCACCAUAUCAAAAGCACAAUUAUUCAAAGUACAGAGUAAUCGUUUUCUUAAGGAAAAUCUCAUCGUAACGGUAUACCAAACUGACCCAUUUUUCGAAGACAAUUUACCUGUUCCAUUUAUAUCAUCUAGUAUCCAAAGUAAAUUAGCCAUACGUGCGGUACUAUUAAAUGAUCCAAUACUAUUAAAAAGUCUUAUUGAUGAUGUUGGUCGUGUUUGCUCGGUUCAUAUGAGACGUGAUUUUUCAAAAAGUUUAUCAGCUAUUCAUUAUGCUAUUCAAAAUGACAAUAUUGAUUUACUUCGAAUAUUAUUAGAAGAUAUAAAAAAGCCUAAACAGAAUCGAGCUCCGUUUCCAGAUGUGACCUUGAAAAAGCAAAGUACAGGAAAAGCAAGUAUUCGUACAUUGGGCUUUCGAACAGCUGCAAUUAUGGCCAGUCGUGGAGCACGUGAAGGCAACAAUGCAUUAAUUAAAGAUACAAACGAAGUAAUCCAUUGUUAUGAAACGAAUGAAAUCAUUGUGUAUGCAAUAAAAAACAAUUGUUCGCGUGAAGUUUAUGAUUUACUUUGUGAAAAUUUUAAUUCUUCCAAUUUCUAUAAUAAUAUCUUCGAAUGUAUUCAAGCUGGCCAUCGAAAAUUUGCUGUUCGCAUUAUCGAUAGUAUGACAGAUAUGAGUUAUUAUGGUUUUAAAAAACUCUUUCAUGAAGUUCUUCGUUUUGAUGAAGAAGAUUUAACUGUCGAUAGCGCUUGUGAUGUUAUUGAAAAAAUAAACAACAAUGCUCAAAUAACACCUAUUCAUUGCGCUGCUAUUAAUCCGAAUCCCAAAUAUUUAAAGCAACUACUGUCAAUUGUACCUGAGCAUAAUAUUAAGGAUAAGUAUGAACGACGACCAAUUCAUUUCGCGGCAGCUUGUGAAGGACCAGAACCAUUAGAAUAUCUUUUAUCUAGAAAUGCCAAUAUAAAUGAUGUCGAUAAUGGUGGUAAUUCACCAUUGCAUAUAGCUGUAACAAAUGGUCGACCUAUAAAUGCACAAGUAUUAUUACGUGCAGCAAAAGAAAAAUCAGAAUCAAAUGAUACAGAUGAUCAAGCGGUAUAUGAAAAAUUUGGCCUUGCAUCGAUUAAUCAAAUGAACAAAUCGCGAUACUAUCCUCUUCAUUUAGCUGUUUUAAAUAAUCAUUUAGACUGUGUAAAAGUACUCUUGGAAUUCGGUGCGCGUAUUGAUGGGUUUACAACCAUAUCUACUGAAAAGUUAACGCCAUUGAUGUUGGCAUGUCAAAAGGGAUUUUUGCCCAUUGUGCUUCAUCUGGUUGAACAAGGAGCUAAAGUCGAAGCACGUGAUCGGUUUAAACGUACACCAUUAAUUCAUGCUUGUAUGUAUGGAAAUGCACAUAUUGUGUCACAUUUACUUCGCAUAGGAGCCAAUGCAAAUGUUUUCGAUUCAUCUUCAAACACGGCUUUACAUUAUGCUAUUGCAUACGGAUGGUAUUUCUGUGUUCGAUUGUUAAUUGAAGCAGGAGCAAAUAUAAAUUGUGUCAAUUGUUGGCAAACAACAUGUCUCGGCGUAGGUUUCUCUAAAGGACAUUAUGGAAUUUGUGAUUAUCUUCUGACAGAACAUCGAGCAGAUGUUAAUUUUAAAACUGACGAUGGUUUAACAUUAGUCAUGAUUACUGCUGAUUUAGAAAUUUCAGCAUCAGCUGUACAACAAUUAGAAUAUGUUGUUGUAAAACAUAGAGCUGAUUGUACAUGCGUUGAUAUCAAUGGAAGAAAUGCUUUUCAUUAUUUAGCAUUGAAUCAAAGUGAACAAACAUCAAGUAGUUCAAAUCAAAAAGAGCAGCAAAAUUUGAAAAAAAAUUACUUUCGAAUGGCACAAAUUUUACUUGAUCAUAAUUGUAAUCCUCUUCAAAUGGAUAAUAAAGCUCAAACUUCAUUGAUGCUUGCACUUGAAUCUAAAAAUUUUAUUCUCGUUGAUUUUUUCAUUAACGAAGCUAAACUGGAAUUGAAUUCAGAUGUUAAUCGUGAUGGAAAAACGUUAUUACAUUAUUUUGCUAUUAAUUGUGACAAUGACGAACUUAUUCAAACAUUGAUUAGUUUGCCUGUUACUGACGAAUUUAGAAAAAUGAGUAAAAUGCUUGAUAAUCAAGGUCGAACACCAUUUCAUUAUUGUAUUUCACGGUAUGAUGAAUUUUGUAAAGGAAAUCGAUCGUAUGGAGUAGUUGCUGUACAACAGCAAUAUAAUUCGAUCGUUAACAUGAUUCGAUAUUGUCUUGAAACGAUCGACAGUGAUCCCGAUUUUGAAAUAAAAUCAAUCGAGGACAAAACUAUGCCGCCUUCGCAGACAACAGACGAUGAAUCUAAUGAGAAUGUUACCGUAACUGCAGAGGCUUUUGAAAAUAUUGAAGAAACGAGUAUUUUCUAUCUUUUACGUACUUUUGAUGAAAAGUUUGAACAUCCAUUAGAAAUUUUCUUAAAGAAAACGAAAAAUGUCAAUGUUCCGCAUCAUGAGACGCGACGAACGCCAUUGUUAGAAGCAAUUCAUCUUAGAGAAUAUAAAACAGUGAGUAUGCUUAUGGGUCACUCAUCGUGUGAUAUCAAUUUAGCUACAUCAACAAAUCCAUCGGAAGGUCAGCAAACUCCAUUGAUUCUCGCUUGUAAACUUCAAUUCUUGCCAAUUGUACGCGAUUUAUUAAACCAUUCUAAAUGUGAUCUUCUUGCUUAUGAUAAUCAACACAAUCAAGCCUUACAUUAUUAUCUGGCUGUUUCAAUACGUUCUGAUGAAUAUUUAGAAAUCUUUCAUUUAUUUAUUGAAAAAUUGAAAUUAAUUGGUAACGAUACACUGAGCAGUCCAGGCAAAUCAAGUCGUACGCCAUUGCAUAUUGCUGUUUAUCAUAAUUUAGGUACAGUCGAUACUGUUAAUGAUAUUGAACAAACAUUGAUUGAUAAUGAAUGUAGUUUAUUAAUGAAAGAUAAUCUUGGAAAUCUCCCAUUGCACAAUGUCUUUUUAGUCAAUAGGAGUGGAGGUGAUCCUGUAGAAUUGUGUCUUUUAAUCGUUCAAGCAAUGAAAUACAAUUCAUUAGAUACGAAAAAUAACGAAGGAAAUACUCCAUUACAUCUCGCUGUUAUAAAAGCGUCGACUGUUUGUGUAAUGCUUUUAUUAAAACAUCAUGCGAGUUUAUUAAUCGAAAAUAAUCUAUCCAAUUCUGUUAUUACUAGUUGUAUUGUAUCGAAUCAUUUGAAUCUUCUGAUUACAUUUCUUCAUCAACCAGUCGAUAUCGAUUUGAGUAGAUUAUAUACGAAAUCAGGUGGCAAUGCAUCGAUUGAAUUGUCGAAAACACCAGAGGAUAACGAAGGCUGGAUAUGGAAAUUUGCAAUCAUUUCGACGACUAAACCUGAUGAACAAUAUUCAUUGAUUCAUUUAAUAAUUCAACGUAAUUGGCAAGGAGCAUUAUCCUUAAUUCUCGAUGAACUUGAUCGCUUUCAUCUGAGAUAUAUUCAAGUGUUUGAAGCAGCUAUUUUCAAUGGUAGACUUAAUCUUGUCCUUCGUCUUACAUCAAGUGUAAAAAAUCGAACUGCUUUAGGCGAAAAAAAUUCUCAUGGCCGAAAUUUAUUUCAUAUAAUAGCCAAUAUUGAACAACACGAUAUGCAAUUUCUAGAGAAAUUUUUAAAUUAUCUUCAUAUUAAUCAUGUCGAUUGGAAUGUGCCCGAUAAAUAUGGAUCAUAUCCAUUGCACUAUGCUUGUGCAAUACAAAACAUACCAUUGAUUAAUUUCUUACAAAAGAAAUAUUCAAAUGAAUUGGAUUUUAAUCAAACGGAUUCAUUUGGUAAUACAGCUUAUAGUUUAUUAUUUUGGUUUUCAGCUACGAAAAGUUCAAUUGACAAGCAAUUCCUUCAAAACUUAAUUCCUUCUGGCAAAUCACUCGAUUGCUUAUGUAAUUAUGACAAUGAAAAAGCAAUGAAUCCUCUAUCGUUUGGCCGUAUCAAUUCAUCAUCGGGAAAUAUUAGUCUAUAUCCACCUGUGACAUCUGAACAUAGUUCGGCCAAGGUGCGAUCGUCACCUUUGAUAAAUGCUAUUGUUCAUAAUCAUUUUGAAUUGGCGAAAUUUUUACUUGAACUUGGUGCGGAUGUAAACUUUCCCGAUGAAGAAAAACGAACACCAUUGAUGCAUGCUGUUCGUCAGAACAACAUUCAUAUGGUCAAGCUACUUCUUAAUAGACUUUAUAUACUCACAGAUGAUAAUCAAUGGCAAAAAGAUACACAUCUUAUGCGGUCAAGGAAAAACGUAAAAGAACCGAAAUCAAAAGGAUUCUUUCUCGGCGUUACAACUGCUUCAACAUGCGAUCAUGACGAUUCUGAUGAUGAUAUUUCUGACGAUACUGAAACUCUAAAUAUAUCUAAUACGUUCACUGUGACAUCGAUGAUUGACAUUAAUGCUAGUGAUGCACUCGGUUACACAUGUAUUCAUCAUCUAGUUCAACCAUUUCCUGGUGGUUCUUAUAUGAAUAACAUCAAAUUAUUGGAAUUACUUCAUUGCUCCGGUGCGUCAUUAACGCAAUAUGAUUUAGCUGGUCUAUCACCAUUGCACUAUAGUGCUAUCAAUGGUUGCCGACAUUUAUUUGAUAAAUUAACAGAAUUAAUGAGUAAACAGCAAGCAGAUUUACCUCAAGUAGAAAUUGAACGUUUUUAUGUCAAUGAUCCAAAUAGGAAACUUCUCGGCAUACCAGAUUAUUAUUCCGGUGCUCAAGAAUUCAUCGAUCAAUACGUUUCCACUCAUGCGUCAACAGAUCUUCGCACUGCUUAUCAAGUCGAUCCAUUAUCUGAUAUGGUUCAAACAGGAGAAAUAGUAAUGGAUACAGAAAAGAACGAACCUUAUGAUGUUCGUUUGACUAUAACUGAUGUAGAUUAUGGUCUCAUUGGUUUGUAUAAUUUUUAUCGAAUGCAAAUUAUUAAACAUAAAAGUAAAACAAAUCUUUAUCUUCUAUUUACACGUUGGGGACGAAUCGGAGAUGGCGAUGGACAACAUCAAUUGACACCUUUUUCAUCAUUAGAUGAAUGUGCGAAAGAAUUUUGUAAAGUUUUUCGUCAAAAAACUGGUAACUCGUGGGAAAAUACUGAUCAAUUUCAAAAUAAACCGAAGAAAUAUACAUUAAUCAAAUUAAAUGAACGUCGAAUGCACAAAUAUACGAAUGUUCCAAUUGAUUUUCAACAAUUACAAGAUGAUAAUCAACAUCCACCAUCAAAAUUGCAAUCAUCGGUUUAUAAAAAUUUCUUCAAGACGUUUCUUAAUCCUCAAGCUAUUCGAACAAAUCUACAAAACACUCAACUAGAUGUCGAAUGGAUGCCUAUUUCUCAGCUAAGACCUGAAACUCUACAAAAAGCACGUGAUAUACUGGUACAAUUAAAGACAGAUAUUGAACAAAAAGAAAAACUUAAAUUGGCAAUUCAACAAGUCCAAUGUACUGAAAAAAACGAAAACGUCGAGUCAAAAACUCACGAAUCCAAUAAUGAUGUUCAAAAAAGUGAAUUCAAAUGUCUUCUCGAUUCUAUUUGUAAGCUGACUAAUGAAUAUUAUACUAUGAUACCCUUGCAAGGUUACGGCAACGAAAGACUACCUAUGAUUGAUAGUGAACAAGCUGUAAAAGAACAAGAACAAAAACUUGAUGAUCUAGUUGAAUUAGAAUUAUCCUGUAAGAUUCUUUUGGCGGCUCAGGCUAAUUUAAAUCAAAUAUCACCAUUAGACUAUCUAUACAAAUCAAUCAAUUGUCAAUUUGAAGCGAUGAACGCAAAUGAUAUUGAUUCACAAUUAAUAUUACGCUAUAUUUGGACCAGUGCAUCGCAUAUUAAUGUAGAACAAAUAUUUAAAGUAGCUCGGCCUAAUGAUGAUGAACAUUUGUUUCAACAGAAUCUUGAGAAUCAUUAUUUGUUAUGGCAUGGAACUAACAUUUGCAAUUUGAUUAGUAUACUUACACGAGGACUCUUAGUCGGACCUUUGUGUGCCACAGCUACUGGAAGUUUAUUUGGCAAGGGAAUCUAUACAGCUGAUGCUUUUGCAAAGAGUCUUGGGUAUUGUUCGGGUGUUAGACAAGAUAAUAAUGAGCGUUGUUUUAUGCUCCUUUGUGAAGUGGCAUUAGGUAAUUCGCAAGAAGCAGAUAACGACAGUGUAUAUUUAAAUCAGUCAUUGGAUUUUAAAAUACACCAAAGUCGCAAAGCUAAUGGUCGUAAAAUACCGGAUCCUCAAUACACUGUCACUCGAAAAAAUGGUGUUCAAAUGCCAUUAGGUCCAUUGAUUAACUGUACAAAUCCGAAACAUGGUUAUCAUGGAUGUGAAUACAAUGAGUAUAUUGUCUUUGAUGAAUCACAAAUAGCACUUCGUUAUCUUGUUCAAUUUCGGCGAUAA